This is a messenger RNA of Seminavis robusta, 1359 nucleotides long. NCBI's taxonomy places the organism in Eukaryota, Bacillariophyta, Bacillariophyceae, Naviculales, Naviculaceae. The record is from the annotation of a GenBank genome assembly.
UUCGCUUCACACACAACAAACAAAUCUAUACACCAUGACGAACAAGAAGAAGCAAAUCCGAAAGGGCACCAAGAAGCCAGCUGCCAAGGACAAUGGCGCUGCUGCUGUGGAAUCGGGACCCUCCUUGCCGCCUCCAUCAGCGAACGGGAAGAAUUUCACCAACCCGCAGUUGACCUGUCUCAUCAUUGUGGUGGUCGGUGCUUCCAAACUGUGGGAGUUUCGAUCGGCUCUUUUUGAACUCAGUGAUCUUUCUGCGGUGGACGCGUCUUCUGCCAAUUCCACUGAUGCGAGUAUUAGUAGUAACAACAGCACUCUGUGUGACUACUACAUGUCGACCAAAGAUGAUGGAACGGAUCACACUGCGGUCUGCCGUGCUUCCGAAACUCUUACCAUGAUGACACUUCGGUACCACUCCGCGUUCCAGUUGCUGGCUCUGGUGGUGUACACCAUGCUCAAGUGCUGGUACCGGGAUGAUUUGUUGCAUCGUUUGAAUGGAUUUUUGGCCAUGGCUCCCAUUUCCACCACACUCAUCCUGUUGCAGGCAUCUUCGCAGUAUGUGACGCGACGUCCCUCCUUGAUUUUGACCUGUAUUUGUGGCGUGCUCAUGUUCCUGGCGACUCCGGGAGCCUCCUGGACAGUGCGAGAAGUCGUGACUUUUGGAACCAAGUUGAUGCCCAAACCCAAUCGCCGUACCAGUAUUCAAUCCAUCUGUCUUGCUAGCAUGAUUUGUUGGAAUCUCUUUGAAGCACUCCAGUGGUUUUUGACCAAUGACAAGAACAGUCCCAUUUUGGCAAUGCCUAUUCAAUGGCACAGUGCCUGGAGUGUCUUUUUGUACACUCUCAUGAUGGACAAGUUGACAAUCAGCUGGAUCCUCACAUUUGUGUGGUUGUGUUUUGAAGAAAACCGCCAACGCACGAUCUUGUUGGCGUUUGCCAUUCUAAAGGUAGUGGAAUGCACCGCACACAUGUCCCAAUACGACCAAGCAGACUUUGUCACGGAUUUGGGUGCCAUGAGGACAACAUGUGUCACCUGUGCCGUUUUUUGCGGAAUUGCCUGGAUCACACCCAAUCUGCAUCUUCCCGAUUAUGUACCACAAGACGACGACGAUGAAUGUCCCACGCUGAUGGAAUUGCCUGAUGAUGCUGCAGGCAGCCAGAAGAAUAUCAAGGUGGAAUAAAAAUUGAAAGGAGCGUAUGAAAAAAGUCAAAGUCAUUGGGUACUGUAUAGAGGUUGAGUGAGUUCGAGGGCGAUCUCUUAAAAUUAAUGCUAUAAGCCAUUCACUCUUCAAAAGUUGGAUGAUUCGCUUCGCCCAAAAGCAGAGCCCACUUAUAGUUGAUCCAUUCUGACAUGCCUGUAGCC